This is a messenger RNA of Aedes albopictus (Asian tiger mosquito), 1158 nucleotides long. RefSeq names its product PRA1 family protein 3. Gene Ontology annotation, cellular component: membrane. Bases 219 to 788 code for a protein of 189 amino acids. The transcript is spliced from 3 exons. The record is from RefSeq and is a predicted model, not a curated record. Lineage: Eukaryota; Metazoa; Arthropoda; Insecta; Diptera; Culicidae.
UCAUCGUCGUGGCCCUCGGUGCCAUCGCGAUGGAUGAAUAAGAGAAGAACAAAACAGAGAAUUUGAUUUUCCUAUCCGACGUCGCGCAGUAAGUGUUGUUCUUUUCUCCUCGCACAUAAAAGUGCAUUUUCACCAGCAUCAAAGCAGGAAAAAAUCCAUUUCGUCUCGUGAACCAACUUUGGCUCGAACCCAGCUUUUUUUCCAGAUCUCGAUAAGCCAUGACUAGCACUCAAACGGGAAGCAGCCUACAACUGGCGCCUCUGCGCUCGGUGAACGACUUCCUCCUGGAAUCUGCCCGCUUCCAGCUGCCCAACUUCCAGGACUUUGAAAAGUGGGGCAACCGGGUGGUGAAGAAUCUGCUUUAUUACCAAACCAACUAUCUGCUGAUGAGUGCCGCAGUGUUUCUGCUGGUCGGGCUGAUUCACCCGUACAAGGUGAUUCUAGGCCUGAUGGUCAUCAUGGCACUGUUGUACGUGUUCGUGAAGUUCUUCACCGCCGAGGCUCGCCGUUCGUUUGGGGCGGCGAGUGGCCAGCAGCCACAACCGAAUAAGUGGGCCGUGUUGGGAGGUGUCCUCGGAUGCUGCUAUCUGGUUCUGUUCAUGUUCGACGCCGUUCUUAUCGUGAUGUUUGCUGUGCUGCUGCCGUUCUCACUGACCUUCGUCCACGCUUCGCUGCGAUUGCGAAACAUCAAGAACAAAAUAACCAACACGAUCGAGGUGGUUGGCGUGAAGCAAAGCCCGAUGGGUCAGUUUUUGGAAGCAAUGGGCCUGAUGCCCGAGGCGUUCUAACUCAUUCGAGAUCUUCGCAUAGCCAUCAGACGACGGUUGCUAGAGUGCUCCGAUAAGCCAUCCAAAGUACGUUAACCAAACUUUAACUGUAAGCUUCGAUAAGACGUCGUUACUGUUUUCUUAAAAUUGUUGGACAAACUGGAAAGGAUCUGAACAACCCAUAAAGAAAUCAAAUACUUGAUUUGUUUGAAUGUAUAUAAGCAUCAGUUGUAGGAAGCGCAGUUAAUAUGCAAGGCAGCAAUCAUUCACUAGUCGUAAAACCUUCUUCGUGGAGGUACACACAUAUGUUUAAAAAUGUUUGUCUUUUCAGAGUAAAUUUAAAAGCUAUAUAAUUGAACAUCACUAAAAUAUAUUUUGAUCGAGUUUAAAA